Messenger RNA from Aspergillus vadensis CBS 113365, 1014 nucleotides. RefSeq lists its product as uncharacterized. The record is from RefSeq and is a predicted model, not a curated record. The coding region runs from base 1 to 1014 and encodes 337 amino acids. NCBI's taxonomy places the organism in Eukaryota, Fungi, Ascomycota, Eurotiomycetes, Eurotiales, Aspergillaceae. The transcript is spliced from 3 exons.
AUGAAGCCUCACCCGCACAAGAAGAGGAAGCAUUCAAUGCAAGCCAAUCCUCCCGAACAAGAGAAAGAGAAAUCUGAAAAGCUCUCUGCAAAGGAACUCGGAAAGGUUGAGGGCUUCCGAAUACCCAAUAAUUCUACAGAAUGGCAGGAAUUUGUGCGGAGCGCAAAAUUGCAAACAUUGACCAUCAAGACCUUGCCGAAAUUCGGCAACCACAUGAGCAAGUUCGGAUUCAGUAAGAACAUGUUGAGGGCGGCAACAACGCUACUUGAUCAAUCCCGAGACUGGGCCGGAUACAUUCGGACUCUUCAAGAACACAUCUCUAUCUGGGAAUUGAGGGAAUCACAUGGUGAGCUUUGGCCGGGAUCAUUUAUGGCUGCUAAGCGGCUACAUAAGCAGACAGCCACGGUACAAGAAACGCACGAUCUAUACAGUCACGCCAACAAUCAGAAGUCCGAAAAGUGCCGAGAUGCGGAGGAUGAAGCAACGCCAAAUGCGGCACUUAUUGUUCUGCUUCAGGAAAUUACGCACAUAGUAGAACGAACAGACUUUGUGUGGGUGCCAAACAGAGCUGGCUUUCUUGCCGAUUUUAGCGAUGGGCGACGAUAUCGCGCCUUCACAGAUGGAGUGCUGCGUUCUACGAGUGAUUUUAAAGUCUUCUCUAUCACUGAAGCUAAAAAGGGGUUUCGGUCGCACCAUGUCAUUAUUCAAGAAGCUUGCGAAAUAGCAGCUUUGAUGAUGACGUCUCCGGAGUCAGCGGUUUUCGAAGGCCACUUUUUGCUUGUAUCUCAAGACCGGCACCAGAUUUUCUUGACCUUUGUUAAAUAUGAAAAGGAACUUGAGAAUUAUUACAGGAAUAAUGCAGCCUGUGAUAAGUUUCUCAUUCUGGAAACAUUUGGCCCAUAUGAUGCUGAAGAUCCCGGUUGCGUUGUCGAUCUUGCAAAAGUCAUCAUUGCUGCAAUCUGGAUAAUAAAAAGAAGCCUUUCGAGUGGGGCGGUUUUACAGAAUCAGGCAUGA